Molecule: messenger RNA, 1174 nt
Organism: Frieseomelitta varia
Lineage: Eukaryota; Metazoa; Arthropoda; Insecta; Hymenoptera; Apidae
Exons: 1
Coding region: 35-1159 (374 amino acids)
Cellular component (GO): membrane
Molecular function (GO): ATP binding
Source: RefSeq, a predicted model, not a curated record
AAUUUUGAGAUCUUGUUUUUUUGUCAAUUUUAAAAUGAGUGAAAAACUUGCAGCAGAUCAUACAAAUUCGAUAGCCUUGAAAAAGCACAAGUUAUUAUUAAACAAAAAUGAUCCAAGAAAUUGUUAUUCAUAUUCGAAAGCAUAUAGAUUAGCCAUACUUUUUAUAGUCAUAUGCUGUAUAUUUUUGAUUUAUUGGAUUAUAUUGGCUCCUCUUUUAAUCAGUGCGUUCACUGCUCAUCAUUCAGGCAAAACUGAAAGUUGGUCUGUUGGUUGGCUCGUUUUGUACUGGUUUAUUGCCUUUUUUAUUUGGCUUUUCAUUAUGUUGUGUUUUCUUUUAAUUUGGAAAUGUUACGAAAUUAAACGCAAUAAUGAUGUACAAUUGCAAUCGUAUGGCACAAAUGAUUCUCUAAAAUCGAGAAUUUUAAUUAAUACGAAACUUGAUCAUUCGCAAGUUAUAAAACUGAAAGAUACAAAAUAUGGUACAGCUUUAAACGAUUCAGUUUCUGAUAAAGAGAAAUCAAGUGCAAAUUUGAAUGAAUCUCAGCAUAAUAAAACCAGAAAGCAUAAAGAUCUUCCUCCUCUUGUGAUUCAUCGUCGUAAUUCGGGUAAAAAUGUUGAACAUGUUGGAACUGUAAAUAUAGAGAAAAAUGUUGAUAAAGAUGAUAAAGACGAGGACAUACUAAAAUCUGGAAAUGAUAUUUUGAAGAAUCAAAGAGAAUCUGUGACAGAUUAUUUAAAAUUAGUAACAAUUACUCCUCAAGAUGAAUUGGACACAGGAAGUCCGAAAGGAUCUCUUUCGCCAAGAGAAUUAUUUUUCAUCGAUCUCAUAAGAGAAGCUGAAAAAGCUGAACGAAACAGAGAACGUAAUUCUCUAAAAACCGAAGAGAACCAGUUUUUUCCUAGUAAUUUUUCUCAGAUUAGAAAAGAUAGGAAAGAAGAGCAAAAACUAAAUGAUGUGUUAACAAAUAAAGAGCAAAAAGUAACAUAUUUCAUUGCGGAUAUAAAAAGUCUUAAGAAGGAAAAGAGUGAAGUAUAUUUAAAAAUUGAAUCUGACCAAGAGUCAGCCAAAGAGUGGUCUGUGCAUUUGAAUAACGAGAAACCAAUUCUUAUUUUACAAGAUAGUUCUAAGAAUGAGGAAGAUGAAAAUACAAAAAAAUAAAGUUAUUUUAUUUGA